Nerophis lumbriciformis (worm pipefish) is the source of this 2041-nucleotide messenger RNA. RefSeq lists its product as uncharacterized. Gene Ontology annotation, biological process: regulation of transcription by RNA polymerase II. Gene Ontology annotation, cellular component: nucleus. NCBI's taxonomy places the organism in Eukaryota, Metazoa, Chordata, Actinopteri, Syngnathiformes, Syngnathidae. The record is from RefSeq and is a predicted model, not a curated record.
AGAUGGCGGACGAACGGCGGUGGCUUCCCGAAAAGGUUUCAAAUCUACCUUUAACAUUUUUAUAGACACUCCAAUAUUUUUUUUCUUAAGCUCACGAAACGAUAGUUGACUUUGGAGCGAUGUUGUUUUAUCUGAAGUGAAGAUUGAAGACGUGAUAGAAGAUGGACGACUACUGCUAUGCUAAGAUGGCGACGUCCGCUAAAAGAGAAAGUGAAAGAGAAUCAACUUCCAGCAAAUCACCAACGGAGGAAACUGCAGAUAAAGACGUCCAGCAGCUGAUUGGUCAUUCAGAAGAACUUCCACCUCAUGUGCAGAAGCAAGCGUGUCCAUGGCCUUCCCACAUUAAAGAGGAAGAGGAGGAAUUCUGGAUAACGCAGGGAAGUGAUCUCACCAAGUUGCCACUGACUGUUGUCUCUGUGAAGACUGAAGAUGAUGAAGAGAAACCACUGAUUUGUCAUCCAGAAGAACUUCCACCACAGCCGAAGGGCGAGGGCUCCGCUUUGAAGCAAGAGCCAGAGCGUCCAUGGCCCCCCCACAUUAAAGAGGAAGAGGAAGAACUCUGGAUAACAGAGGAAGAUGAUCUCACCAAGCUACCACUGACUAUUGUCUCUGUGAAGACUGAAGAUGAUGAAGAGAAACCACAAGUAGACAACCUUUUAGCUCCACUAUCAGAUAGUGAGGCCGAAGACGACAAGGAAGAACCUUUGAGCAGCGAUACAGACUGUGAAGGUGAUAUGAGGACUCACACUGACAACAAACAUUUCAGCUGCUCAGUUUGUGCUAAAAGCUUUAAUCAUAAGAACACUUUGACUGGACACAUGAGAACACACACAGGAGAAAAACCAUUUAACUGUACAGUUUGUGGCAGAAAUUUUUCUCAAAAGACCAAUUUGACAGCGCACAUAAGAACGCACACAGGGGAGAAACCAUUUAGUUGUUUAGUUUGCGGGAAAUUAUUUUCUCAAAAGACCCAUUUGAAAGAACACAUGAAAACACACACUGACAACAAACACUCUGGAUGUUCUAAAAAGACGAGAGAUAAACAAUGUUUGAACUGCUCGGUUUGUGCUAGAAGCUUUGGUAAUAACAGAAAUUUGACUCAACACAUGAGAACGCACACAGGAGAAAAACCAUUCGUUUGUCUUGUUUGCGGUAAAAAGUUUUCUCAAAAGCCCAAUUUGACGCGACACAUGAGAACACACACGGGAGAUAAACCAUUUAAUUGUUCAGUUUGUGGGAAAGUUUUCUCUUAUAAGAUCUAUUUUACAGCACACAUGAGAACGCACACAGGAGAGAAGCCGUUUAAUUGUUCGGUUUGUGGUCAAAACUUUUCUCAAAAGGCCAAUUUGACAGCACACCAGAGAACGCACACGGGAGAGAAACCAUUUAAUUGCUCGGUUUGCGGCAAAACAUUUUCGCGCAAAACCUUUUUGACUGCGCACAUGAGAACGCACACAGGGGAGAAACCCUUUAAUUGUUCAGUUUGCGGGCAACAGUUUUCUCUUAAGGCCCAUUUGCCAGCACACAUGAGAACACACACCGGGGAAAAGCCAUUUAAUUGUUCAGUUUGUGGUAAAAACUAUUCCACCAGGCAAAAUUUAAAUCGACACAUAAUGAAACACACUGGAGAAAAACAUGUUUAGUUUAUCAUUAUGUGGAACAAGAUGGCAGAUAAAUACACUUAUGUUCAGACAGAAAAACACACACACGGGGAUUAAUAUUCAGUUGUUCAGUAUAACUAGUCAAAGUAGCAUCUAGUGUGAUCACACUUUUUAGGUGACUUAUCACAUGUGAUGUUACAUUUUUAGGAUUUGACAUUUUUUUUGAGCACAAACCGAACAACUCAAGUGAUGGUGAAGAACAGCAGCUACACAAACUUGAUUGGUUGAGAACAAGAUGGAUGGUGUUUUCCUCGCCUUCCUUUUGAAUCACAGAAGUGUACCGUAUUGUUCGGACUAUAAGGCGCACUUAAAAUCCUUUCAUUUUUUCAAAUAUCGACAGCGUGCCUUAUAACCCGGUGUGCCUAAUGCAAUUUUAUUUG